Dictyostelium discoideum AX4 is the source of this 972-nucleotide messenger RNA. RefSeq lists its product as hypothetical. NCBI's taxonomy places the organism in Eukaryota, Evosea, Eumycetozoa, Dictyosteliales, Dictyosteliaceae. The coding region runs from base 1 to 972 and encodes 323 amino acids. The transcript is spliced from 3 exons. The record is from RefSeq and is a predicted model, not a curated record.
AUGAAAAUUCAAACAACUAUAUUAUUCAUUUUUAUUUAUUGUUAUUUUGUAAAUGCAGACAAUUUAGUUGCACUUGAAGUUGAUACAACAUCAGUUUCAGUAAGAACUUUUCAAUAUAACGGGGCAGAUGGGUCAUCAAUUUUCCCAGGUAAAAAUUUAGUUAAAAUAGCAGGAGCACAACCAUUUAGAGUUUCGGCCUAUGAAGAAUCAUAUAUAGUUUCAGCUAUUAAAGGAUGGGAUUAUUAUGUUAUACUUGCAAAUGGACAAGAUACAUUACUUUAUGGAAUUGAUUUACAAACUGGUGAAAUUUUUAUUAAUGGUUAUUCACCAAAUAAACAAAUUUUAUAUAUUUAUGGUUUAACAUAUGAUUUAAAAUCUAAUCAAUUAAUAGCAGUUUCCUCAAUGGAAUAUGAGGCAGGAGAUCCAUAUUUUGAUGUUGUUUUAGUUGACCCAAAUACAGGUGAAAUUUCCCAAAAUUUAACAAUACAAAAUUCAUAUCCAAAUAAUACAUGGUAUUCUGGUCUUUAUACAUCAAGUCAAAGUCAAUCACAAUUAUAUAUUUUAUUCCAAAGUAUGGAUGAAAAAACCAAUAAUACAAUUAGUGGCUUUACAACUAUUAAUACUAUUGAUGGUACAUUUGUAAAUAAUGUUUGGAUAAAUUCAGAUAAUAAUUUUAUCUAUAGUUUUGUAUUUGAUGAAACUAGUGGUAUGAUAUUAGCAACAAUGUCACAAUAUAAUGGUAAAAAUCUUGAUUUUAUUUCAAUCAAUCCAACAAAUGGUGAUUAUACAGUUAUUAGUAGUGAUCAAGUUUGUGCUGGCUCUGGUCCUGUUAUUAUUGAUGGUGUUUUCUUAGCACCUGGUAAAGAACCUAAACCAAGUCAUACAGUUUCUUUAGUUGAUACUAAUUCUGGUAAAAUUAUUAAAGAAUAUUUAGAUAUUUUUAUUGAUAUUUCUUAUUUAAAUUCUUAUUAA